AUGGCGUGGGCGCCGGGGAAUUUCUUGGUGCUGAGCUCCAAGACGGCCGUGGGGAAAGUGUACAACAUCUCUCAGAGCCACACGCCUAUCGGAUCCGUGAAACUCGGCGAGACAGGGAGCGGCGUGAGAGACAUGGCCUGGCUGCCUGCGCAGCCGGAAGCGAACCUGGGGGGCUCCGCAAGUGCCGGCCCCAGGGCGAUCUGCGGCUUUCUAGACGGAUCUCUGUCCGUCGCGGACACUGCUUUCGGGGGAAGACGGGCGUGGGGGAAGAGGCCCGGCGGCCGCAGCGGCGCCGCCGCGGGUCGGGGUAGCAGCAGCAGCAGUCGCAGCUGGGGGGGCGGCGGCGGUAGCGGGCCGAUCCCGUGGGCUUCGAAGGCCGGGCACGUCGAGACGGUGUUCUCGUGCGAGCACCGGCCGGGAGACCCGGACACUCUGGCGACCGGUAGCUACGGGUCGAGCGUGAAGGUGUGGCACGUGCCCACCAUGGACCUAAAGGUGACUCUCAGCGGACCGACCGGCGCGAUCUACUGCGUGGCCUGGAGCCUCGACGGGAAGCGGAUAGCCUCCACAUCCGGCAAGGGUACGGUUUGGAUCUGGGACGUCGGGUCGCGCAAGGUCGAGCGGCAGAUCCGCCUCCACGCUAGCGCCGCCCACCGGGUGCAGUGGGACCCGUUCCAACCCGGGCGCCUUGCCUCCGUUAGCGCGGACAAGACUCUGGUCGUAUUCAGCGACAAAGGGACAGUGUAUCGCGUGUACACCCACCCGGAUGCGCUCUUCGGCUGCAACUGGUGCCCGACCCGCGAAAACGUCAUCGCGACGGGCUGCAAGGACGGCAAGGUCCGGGUGUUCGAUUGUUCGUGGACGAACGGGCUGGAGCCUCAAUACAUGUUGUCCGGACACACGCAGAGGGUGUUCCACGUUUGCUGGUCCCCCCUCCUUGAGGGAACGCUAGCGAGCGGCUCCGACGAUGCCACCGUCAUAGUGUGGCGCCUUCCCCGAAAGGCCCUGCCGAGAUCCGAGCCCGCCGGCGCCGCCUGCAAGGUCUCCCCGAGCGCGGUCCUCAGGGGACACACGAGCAACGUCCGGCCGCUGCACUGGAACAGCGAGGUUCCUUGGCUGCUGCUCUCGGGUUCGUGGGACGGAACAGUGCGAGCGUGGGACGUCCGCAAGGCCGGAGUCCGGUGGGGUAGCGGCAGCAGCCAUCAGGGCUCAGAGAAGGGGAUCGGAGGAGGCGGCGACGAUACUACUGCGGCCGGCGGCGAGGGCCGCCUCGAGGCCUGCAUCGCGGUCAUGUCCGACCACGUCGCCGACGUGUACGGGCUCUCGGCGUCCCCCUCUCGGCCGUUCCUGUACGCCUCGGUCUCGAGGGACACGACGAUCAGGCUGUUCGGCCUCGAGGGAGUCGCGUCCAGCAUCAGGACGGGGGCCGUCCUCUCGGGCGGCUCGUUGUCCUCCGCGCUCUCGGACGCCGCGAGCGCCAUGCUCCCCGCGUCCCCGACGGCGCUCUGCGGCGCCGCGUCCAGGCUCGCGGAGACCCAGCUGCGUGGCCUGCGGCGCACCGAGGGGGUGGAAUCCAUCGCCGUGUUUCGAAAGCUGUUCGACUACUUCUGGGCCUCGGACGGGGUCGACACUCUCUGGGAGAUGGUUCGCUGGGUGGACGCCGCCGCUACCCGCGCCCCAAACCUUUCAGCAUCCGGAGAAUCCGCAGCGGCCUCCCGGGGAGUGCCGACCGGGCAACGUCAGGACCGGUUCUCGGGGGGGGGACAGCGCGGCGAAAGCGGAACGGCGGGCUCGAAGCCCGACGUCGGGAGCGGUGGGAGCCGGACGCUAUCGCUGCGGGGGGUGCCGGAAGGGCUCAUGUGCGUGGAAGAGCGCGUCGUGCACCGCGACGCGAGGCGGGAGUCCGACGGAGCGCUCGCGAGGCUCCUGCGAGCGUCCCCGAGGUUCGUCGUCCAGGACAGGCGGCUGGGCCGGUCGGACCGCUUGGAGCGCGCGUCCCGGCUCUGCCUGGGGGCGGGAGACCUGAAAGGCUCGUGCGAGGCGCACAUUUCUCUCGGGAGGUGGCAGGCCGCGUUGGCCCUCGCCCCGGGUGUGGGGAUGGAGUACUGGAGAGCGGUCGCCGACCGCUACGUCCGGGAGCUUCUUGUGGGGGAGGCGAGGGGUGGUGGCUGCGUCGAUGACAACGGCGGCGGCGGCGGCGGGGGGGGGCAGACCGGCGGCGCGGACGCGACGGCGUUGGCCGCGGCGCUGCUGGCAUCGACGGGGAGGCCGAUGGAGGCUGUCCGGGGCGUCCUCGAAGGAUCCGAGGACGCGUUGUCUUUGGCGGUCGCGGUGGCGGACGGGGCCUAUCCGCCGCCGCCGGAGCCUUUGCCCCAGGAAGCGCCGUCGUCGAUCGACGCACGCGCCGUCGGUGAGGCGAAAGGAAGCGACCGGCGACACACGGGAGAGGGGGUCGAUAUCAUCGCGGUGGGGAAGGAGACCGCCGGAACUCGCAGUGCGGAGGACGGAAGAGAUAGGGACGCGAAACCUCGGGCCCCGAGGGACGAUCACAAGAACGAGGAAGGAAGCGCAGACGAAGAUCUCGGAGGCGGCGGGGCUGCGAGUGCAGAGGACGAGGAGGGGAAGGGCACGGCAUUGCAGAAAUACGAUGGACCCGACGGUGUCAGCGCUGGCACCGUGGACAGGGGAAGCGGACGCGGCAGGGGGGUCGCCGGCGGGAGAUUUUCUUCCAUGGAGGAGGGGCCGGGGUUCAAAGGGGACACCGCAUCGGCGUUGCCGCCCUCGCAGUACGCCCGGCGACAUGACUUACAUCCGAACAGUACGUCACCGUCAGUGACAGAAGCAGCAGACGCUCAGCGCGCCCAAGGCGAGGAAACGCUGCUCUCUAUAACGGAGUCCAAAGCGGAGGAGUUCUUUCAGGCCUCGCAUCCUGCUUUAGCGGCAGCCGCGAUGCUCUCCAUCUGCGACGGCAGCCGCGCGACGGCCGCGUCCGCUCUGGCGUUCCUCGUCCGAGGAGAAGAGCCAGAGCUCGCCUACGCCGCCGCUAAAGCCCUCAAGUUCCCGGCUCGAGAGCUCACCCCGCUCGUGCGGGAGAUGGCGCGAAGGGCAGAGGCUUGGGGAGACCCGAACCUGGCGGUCGAGCUGUUACUGAACGCGGGGGGUGACGAGGAAAGCUGUAGCUUUGAGCGCGGUUGUCACACCGGCAGCAGCAGAAGCAGCGUUAACGGCAACGAUACCGCCAAAGGUGGAUACUGGUCGUCUGACGUGUACGGAGCCCUCGGAGAGGAGGCAGGCCCGCGGGGUGCCGCUAUGGUGGCGACCCGGGCGGCCGCCAGCAGGCGACGGGAGAGCGGCGGUGGCAGCAGCAGAAGAAGCACUGAUCUAAAUAGCGCCGACCCUUGCCCGAGCUUGAGACUCAGAAGCACGGCGUCCUAUCUGGACGAUGCAGCGGCGGCCUUACGCCGCGGCAUGGACGUCGAGGCGGUGAGGCUCCUGGUGCUAGGGGACGACCUGGAGCAGGCGGCGGAGCGCGGCGUUUGUUUCCUGCGAGAAAUCGUGCAGGCCUUGCCGUUCCCGCGCUGUUCCGCCAACAACAGGUCUGCGGCUGCGGUUGUGCGAGCUCUUAGCAGUGGGAGCGGGGGUGGGAUGUCAUCGAGCGUAGUCUCCCCGGGCUUGCGGAUGGAAGUUCUCGCGUACGCGAGCUAUGUCGGGGCGAUCGAGGCUGUGGCGAGGGGUUACCACCCCGUCGUUGGCUCUCUCUUGCGGACGGCUUCCACUUGCGUUCAAGCUGCCGAGAGGAUGGCCUCGGAGGCGGAGGCAACGGAGAAGGGGUGCAGAUACCAAUCCGACAAAGAGGACAACGAGAAAAAAAUUAGCGAGAUGGGGGAAGCGGGAGUGGCGGCGGCGCAACACCGCCGCCGCAGCCGCUCGCCGCGCAGACGGUGGGCUGGACGAAGCACUAGAUCGUCGCCGCCGCCAUCGCACGGGAGAUCCCGAUCGACGUCCCCCUCGAACAACGGUGGUGGUGGCAGAAGAAGUAGGGAGUCCUCCCCCACCGGACCGCCCCGUUCCGGGGUCUUCCCGCCGUGCAUGUCCGUGGGAGCGCUGGCCUUGGCUUCCGUCCAGUACCUGAACGGGUGGGCCAAGAGGCAGGCGAGCGCGGUGGCGCCUUCUUCGCCGCCGGCGAGAACGCCUGCCGCGUGUGACGUGCCGGGCUAUGCCCUAGAGGCCGGGCUGAGCUGCGCGCGUCGGGUCCGCAAUGAGGCAAACCACCACAUGCACGCCGGCGAUGCCAAGGCCGUGUAUGACUCCGAACACCCGGCGUUGGCGCCUGAGGAGAAGAGCAACAAGGCCGGCGGCGAGGGCGGGGGGCCGAGGAGCAGGAGGGGGAGGAGGAAGGGCGAGUUGGUGAUCGUCAACAACCACCGCAACCGCGUCAUCAGAAACACGACGAGGUCCUCCUCACCAUCGACACGACCUCCACGCUACUUUGAAUGGCAAGACAACAAGGGUGGAGGAGAGAUCAUCACGAGCGGCUCCCGCCUCCCCAGCUGCCGCCGCCACGAGCGGGUCGCCUGGAGAGCGCCACGCAGGAGCGGCGCGGUUAACAACUCGUCAUCGCCUCGCAAGCGAGAGCCACGACCCUUAGCCACGUCCUCGCCAAAGUUCGGGCACGACGUGUGGCCCAGAGCGAAGGGCGCGACCUUCUUGCUGGAAGACGGGGAGACGGUAAUCGGGCUGAACGAAGCCGUCAUGUGGGCCAAGGUCAACCCUUUCAGCCCUCUCAACACCGGCUGGCGGAUAUCGCCCUUCUGA
This is a messenger RNA of Ectocarpus sp. CCAP 1310/34, 4815 nucleotides long. The record is from the annotation of a GenBank genome assembly. NCBI's taxonomy places the organism in Eukaryota, Phaeophyceae, Ectocarpales, Ectocarpaceae.